CACGCAGGAGCAAAGCAGCACUAGGGUGAGAUGAUGCUUGCAUAAGGAUAUCAUCUGGAGCUCCACGUUCUCGGAUACAUCUUGGUAGACUUUUGAUUUUUGAAACUCGACUCAGGUGAAGGAGCUGGAAGACGCCGUCGCCUUGUCACCAUGACGAUUUCCCGCUCAGCCUGCUGUACUGACAAUUUGUCAGACUUGGAUUAAGUGUUUUGCAGGUUUAAGGAGUUCUGGAGAACCUCGAGCCCAAACCGUGCCAAUCCUGCAGCUUGAAGGAAAUCAGGAGAGCUGUGCGACUUGGACGAUGGCCAGUGUGCGCCGUUCGGGACUGGAGUCGGAUUCUCAGGAAUUUCCCCAGGCUUCGUCCGAGGCUGCACGGCUGCUGCACGGGAUUCACCUGAACAGGUGUGAUGCACGGCCUGCAGGGACGCAGCUGCUCUGAAGUGCAGUUGGCAUGCCCCUGACCAUGAUGAGCUCCAGAGAGGAAGAAGCACUGCGUUUUUUCCAGUACGUCGAAGACAGCGGCCUGAGGGCGUACAGCGGAAUAGUGACUCGUGACCUGGUGUGGAAUGAGAAAAGCAGGAUUGCGCCGGAGAAGAACGACAAGAAGAGAAAGCAGGAGGAGGUCGCUAAAAGGACAAGUGAGGAGGUGGCCGUAGAGGGCAAACACCUGCGCAUGGGAUCUACAACCAUGUCGGAGCAGCAGCAGUUUUCCGUUCGCUCUCAGUCUCUUAACUCUGUAGGAGGAGUUGAGGAUGACGAAGGCAGCCCGAACUCACGUAAACAACCUCCACCCAAACCGCGCCGUGACCCCAACACCAAACUCAGCACCUCCUCUGAAGCCGUGGACCACAGCGCCACCACCUGCAAGGGAGGACACUCGCACAAGUGGGAUGUGACUCAGGGCUGCAGCGAGGAGUGUAGACGAGUUCCACCUCCAAAGCCCAAGAGGAAUCCCAACACACAGCUGAGCACUUCGUUUGAUGAGUCCUACAUCCUGAACCCGAAAGACUCUCCCCCAAUGGCUCCUUCUCCCAUUUCCCCUGUUUCUCCUCUACAACCUCAGAGCCCAAAGCAGGACUCAGAGUCAGAGGAACCCGUUUAUAUCGAGAUGUCAGGGAACACAGUGCGAGAUACGUCCUCUCGCGCCGAGCCUGAGGAACCGGGUGAGGCAGUCUACGAGGAGAUGAAGUACCCCACUUUUGAUGACUUUGAUUCGCGCUGGGAUCUUAUGGGGUACCGCUCUCAGUGCAUCACACCAUGUCCAUCUGAUAUGGAUAUCCAUGCUGCCAUGAACUACACCCAAACUCCUCGUAGUGCAUCCCAUUGUGACAUCCCUGCCCCGUUCCCCAACCUACUAACACACCGUCCACCUUUGCUGGUCUUCCCACCAGUGCCUGCGCAGUGUUCGCCUAAUUCCGACGAAUCCCCACUCACACCAGUGGACGUGACCAAGCUGGCCAUGUUAGAGAACGCAGCCUACUCAAAGUCUCCCUCGUCCUCCUCAUCCUCAAUGGAGCCCCUUAGUUCUGCCUCAUCCUCUCACCUCAGACGGGCUGAGAGGGAACUCACAGCCACACCCACUAUCACAGUCUCAGGUCGCUCUUCGGCACCACCGUUGCCAUGCGCUCUCUACAGGGGCUCCUCAAACUCUGCAGGGGCCCAGCGGAGCCACUCGGCAUGCCCAUCUCCGGUCAGCAUGGGCCGCUGCCUCACGCCACUCAGCCUCAUGAGGGCCCCAACUUUUGAAGGGUCCUUUAGCGGAGCUGCAUUGCCACGACACCACAGCUCGACGCAGAACGUUGCGGCAGGACGUUCACGGACUCCCACCAGCCCUCUGGAUGAACUCACCAACUUGUUCACAAGUGGCAGGAAUAUGCUGAAGAAGAGCUCUAGCGGCCGGAAGAGCAAAGAACCCUCUGAGAGUGAAGCCAAAGGGAAGGGCCAUGGUUCCGAAUCCAAAAGGGAGCAUAAGGAGAGGAGCCAUCACAACAAGGAGUCCAAAAGGGACAAGGACCGCAGCGGGAAAUCCUCGCAUCGACGUGAAAGCAAAGAUCGAGAGCCUGGUGGCAUUGAGGCCUUACAGAGACGUGACAGCAAAGACAGAACUGGCAGCAAUUCAGAACCAAUAGUGAGACGUGAUAGCAAGGACAGGGGCAGCAAUGUGGAGCCAGUACCGAGGCGCAACAGCAAGGACAGGGGCAGCAAUGUGGAGCUAGUUUCAAUGCGCAACAGCAAAGACAAGGGCAGCAAUGUGGAGGCAGGGUCCAGGCGCAACAGCAAGGACAAGGGCAGCAAUGUAGAGCCAAUAGUUAGGCGAAAUAGCAAGGACAAGAACACCAAUGUUGAGCCAAUAGUGAGGCGAAACAGUAAAGACAAGUUCUGUAGUGGUCCAGAGCUACUUCCAAAACAGGGCAGCAAAGACCGGGGGUGCAGCACCAGUGAGCCCAUAGUGAGGCAUGACAGCAAAGAAUGGAUCAGUAACAAUAUCGAACCUAUACCUAGACAUGACAGCAGGGACAGGAUCUGCAAUGGCUUGGAGCACAUGCUCCGACAAGACAGCAGAGACCUUUUGAGGAAUGGUCUUGAACGACAUGAUAGCAGAGACAGAAGUGGUUAUGGGCAAGACUUGGUAAUCAGGCACAGUAGUAAGGAUCAGGGAAGAACUGGUCCGGAGGCUCGGCGCAACAGCAAAGAAGGAAGAAAGAACAGUGUGGAUAUUCUUCAGGGUAACAGCAACAUAGCAGAUUCUGGAUGGGACUCUAAGGAAUGGGUGAGUAAUGGGACAGAUGUUGUAAAUAAGAGAGACUACAAAGAUAAAGGAAUACACUUGACAGAACCCCAUCACAAGAGUAAGGACAAGAGCAGCUAUGGUACAGAAUCCCCUAAAGCACAUGACUGGGAUGCAAGGUCUGGACCUCCAUCCGGUUUGUCCAGCCGGAGCAGACGAUCACCUGUUAGUCCUACCACAAUGAUGGGGAAUUCUGAUUUAAAGAUGGUCCCAAAGGUAGCCCAGUUCCUGUAUGCACCAAUUGCACCUUCUCCAUUAGGGACACCACAGAGACGACCUUCUGAGGCCCAAGAGAUGCCGCCCUUCCCCUGGCUAUGUGGCGACAGCACCAUGAUGGAGACAAUUGAAAGGAAACAGCGUUUGUGCCGUGAGAUCCGGUCCCGUCAGCAGCCUGCUGAACGGAGCCAGAUGGAAAGCAUGCCCAGCUGCAAGAAAGCCAACGGGCAAAAGAAAUACGGCCCACCCCCUUAUUCUACUCAGACUACCGUCUUUUGGGACACUGCAAUCUGAUUGGUCGCUUAGCACUUCAGGAUUUAGCUUUGCUCCCCCCACGGUCACCAGGACAAGGGGAGCACCCAUUCAUCCCCUUCACUGUUUCUGCUAAAAUACAGGCAAUGGGAUUAACCUAGCAAUAUUUCUGAGCGUGCCGAUCGUCAGGUUUUUGUAUUAUCCUUUAUCUAAUAUUUUUGUAUUGUGAUUCCUUGUAAAUGGAACCUAGCAUUAACAGAUAUUUUCUAAAUAAAAUGGAAUAUCUUUGCAAAGAUUAUGUAAAGUUAGCACAAAACAGUUUGUUCUUUUUUACUUUUUGCCUUUUUUUUUUUUUUUACACUGUAACGCAAACUAAAAAAUGCAACCAUUAACUUUCACAGGCCUUUAUAGUUCAGACCUCUCAAAAUGUAUGUGGUAUAUUGCCAUAUAAAAAUAGAAAAGUGUAUUUUCACAGUGGAUGUGAAAUCGGAGUAGGGCUAGCUUCCUUUUCGCUGCCUUGCCACACUAUGGAUUUGAUAGAAAUGUGCAAUUAAUGGCUAUCAGUUUUAUUUAAAAGUUGAUGAGAUUUUUAUUUAUUAUUUAUGUUUUUAUGCGAGCUUUGGAUUUAGAAUGCAAGUCAAAAUCGAAGGUUUUGUAUGCUGGGUAAGCAUGAUUGAAUUCAAUGUACAAACGUGGCACAGCACAAGGGCAACCAGUGCGAGUUUAUGAAAGGCUAAUGGAAGAUAAG
Messenger RNA from Tachysurus vachellii, 4004 nucleotides. It is a transcript of the gene nyap2b, whose product is annotated as neuronal tyrosine-phosphorylated phosphoinositide-3-kinase adaptor 2b. The record is from RefSeq and is a predicted model, not a curated record. The transcript has 7 exons. Bases 452 to 3298 code for a protein of 948 amino acids. Gene Ontology annotation, biological process: phosphatidylinositol 3-kinase/protein kinase B signal transduction; neuron projection morphogenesis. Lineage: Eukaryota; Metazoa; Chordata; Actinopteri; Siluriformes; Bagridae.